Phragmites australis (common reed) is the source of this 3447-nucleotide messenger RNA. Its product is annotated as pentatricopeptide repeat-containing protein At3g63370, chloroplastic-like. Gene Ontology annotation, biological process: RNA modification. NCBI's taxonomy places the organism in Eukaryota, Viridiplantae, Streptophyta, Magnoliopsida, Poales, Poaceae. The transcript has a single exon. Bases 29 to 2884 code for a protein of 951 amino acids. The record is from RefSeq and is a predicted model, not a curated record. Gene Ontology annotation, molecular function: zinc ion binding; protein binding; RNA binding.
CAUCUUCGCCUGCCGCGAUGCUACUGGCAUGAGCAUCCGGCUCCACGGGGCCUCCAAGCCCGCCACCGCCAUGGCCACCGCCGCGCUCUCCCUCCCACCAAUCCCCUGUCGAAUCCCUCCUUCCGCCCCACCCUCCGUCUCCCUGAAGCGGCUCUGCAAGGAAGGCAACCUGCGGGAAGCCCUCCACCUGCUCACCGCCCGGGCGCCGGGGCAGGGGCGGACCCCUCCUCGAGAGCACUACGGCUGGGUGCUCGACCUCGUCGCCGCCAGGAGGGCCUCCGCGGAGGGCAGGCAGAUCCACGCGUACGCCCUGGCCACCGGUUCUUUGGACGAAGACGAUGACGGGUUUCUUGCGACCAAGCUGGUGUUCAUGUAUGGCAGGUGCGGGUGCGUGGACGACGCGCGGCGCCUGUUCAACGGAAUGCCCGCGCGGACCGUGUUCUCCUGGAAUGCGCUCGUCGGGGCGUACCUCUUGUCCGGGAGCGCCGGAGAGGCCAUGCGGGUCUACCGGGCCAUGCGGGCGUCGGCGGCGCCGGGGGUGACGCCCGACGGGUGCACGCUCGCGUCGGUGCUCAAGGCGUGCGGGGUGGAGGGGGACGGGCGCUGCGGGCUCGAGGUGCAUGGGCUGGCGGUGAAGAGCGGGCUUGACAGGAGCACCCUUGUGGCCAAUGCGCUCAUCGGGAUGUAUGCCAAGUGCGGCAUGCUGGAUUCAGCGUUGCGGGUGUUUGAGUGGCUGCACGACGGGAGGGAUAUUGCGUCCUGGAACUCGGUUAUAACUGGCUGUGUGCAGAACGGGAGGAUCAUGGAAGCUCUGGGACUGUUUCGAGGGAUGCAGAGCGCCGGAUUUGGUAUGAAUUCUUACACGGCUGUCGGGUUGCUGCAAGUUUGUGCAGAGCUAACUCUGCUGAGUCUGGGCAGGGAGUUACAUGCAGCACUUCUCAAAUGUGGCAGCGAGUUCAAUAUUCAGUGCAAUGCUUUGCUUGUCAUGUAUGCGAAAUGUGGCCGGGUGGAUAGUGCUCUUAGAGUAUUCCGUCAGAUUGAUGAGAAAGACUGCAUAUCAUGGAAUUCGAUGCUCUCCUGUUAUGUGCAAAACUGUUUAUAUGCUGAGGCCAUCGAGUUUUUCAGUGAAAUGCUUCAACAUGGUUUUCAGCCUGAUCACGCCUGUGUUGUAAGCUUGUCCUCUGCAUUGGGACAUUUGGGUAGGCUAAACAAUGGCAGAGAGGUUCAUGCGUAUGCCAUAAAGCAGAUGCUUCAUACUGAUUUGCAGGUUGGGAAUACGUUGAUGGACAUGUACAUAAAGUGUGAUUCCAUAGAGUGUUCUGCACGAGUAUUUGAAAGCUUGAGUAUUAGAGAUCACAUAUCAUGGACAACCAUCCUUGCUUGUUUUGCUCAGAGUUCUCGGCAUUUAGAAGCACUGGGAAUGUUUAGAGAAGUGCAGAAAAAAGGGAUUAAGGUGGAUUCUAUGAUGAUUGGAAGCAUUUUAGAAACAUGUAGUGGUUUGAAAAGCAUCCCACUGCUAAAGCAAGUGCAUUCUUAUGCUAUUAGAAAUGGGUUGCUUGAUUUGAUACUGAAGAAUAGAAUGAUAGAUAUAUAUGGGGAGUGCGGAGAGGUUUGUCAUUCACUAAAUAUAUUUCAGAGGGUAGAGAACAAGGACAUCGUUACUUGGACUAGUAUGAUAAACUGCUGUGCAAAUAAUGGGAUGCUAAAUGAAGCUGUUUCCCUAUUUGCUGAGAUGCAAAAGGCUAAUAUUCAACCUGAUUCUGUAGCACUAGUAAGUAUUUUGGUGGCUAUUUCUUGUUUGUCAUCCUUGACAAAAGGAAAACAAGUUCAUGGCUUUCUUAUCAGAAGGAACUUUCCUAUGGAAGGUCCUGUGGUUAGUUCCCUCGUGGACAUGUAUUCUGGUUGCGGAAGCAUGAACUACGCUCUCAGAGUAUUCGAUGGGGCGAAAUUUAAAGAUGUGGUUCUUUGGACAGCAAUGAUUAAUGCUACUGGGAUGCAUGGACAUGGCAAGCAAGCCAUAGAUCUUUUUGAGAAAAUGCUACAGACCGGUCUAGCUCCUGAUCAUGUUUCUUUUCUUGCUCUGCUGCAUGCUUGUAGUCAUUCGAAGCUUGUCGAUGAAGGUAAAUAUUAUCUGGAUAUGAUGACGAACAAGUACAGGCUAAAACCAUGGCAGGAGCACUACGCCUGUGUGGUUGAUAUUCUUGGCCGCUCAGGCCGGACUGAGGAGGCUUACAAGUUCAUCAAGUCUAUUCCUAUGGAACCAAAAUCUGUGGUGUGGUGUGCACUCCUUGGGGCAUGUCGUGUCCACAAGAACCAUGAGCUUGCUGUGGUUGCAGCCAAUAAGCUUCUUGAGCUGGAACCAGACAACCCAGGCAAUUAUAUUCUUGUAUCAAAUGUUUUCGCUGAGAUGGGCAAGUGGAACAAUGUCAGGGGGGUUAGAGCCAGGAUGACAGAACGGGGGUUGAGAAAAGAUCCGGCAUGCAGCUGGAUUGAGAUUGGGAAUAAUGUCCACACUUUCACCGCAAGAGACCACUCUCAUAGAGACUCAGAGGCAAUCCAUUCCAAGCUUGCCGAAAUAACAGAAAAACUGAGGAAAGAAGGCGGGUAUGCUGAGGACACAAGGUUUGUUCUUCAUGAUGUGAGCGAAGAAGAGAAGAUAGAUAUGUUGCAUAAACAUAGUGAGAGGCUCGCAAUAGCAUUGGGCUUGAUCAGCACUAGUCCAGGUACACCUCUUAGGAUAGCCAAGAACCUCAGGGUGUGUGGCGACUGCCACGAGUUCACGAAGCUAGUAUCCAAACUGUUUGAAAGGGAGAUCGUGGUCCGAGAUGCCAACAGAUUCCAUCAUUUCAGUAGUGGUUCUUGUUCUUGUGGAGACUUCUGGUGAAUGUGACUUAAACCAUACAACUACAGAACAUUCGUAUCCUGUUGGCUGAGAGAACACACCAGAGACCAGAGUCAAGAUUAAUGAAUUGGGUAAGCAUGGUUAAGACCAGAAAUGGUCUGUCCUGCCAAGUGCUGAAGAUGCAGCAUGCACUUCUGAUCUGCAGAGGCAGCAACAGAGAAAGAAACCACUCGUCAUUAGCAGUUCAGUAGGGCUGUUUCCUAAAGGAUUGAGGCAAUGCAAUGUAACUGAUUCUCCUUUUUCUUUCAGUCUUUAAUAUAGUUAGCUUCUGUUCAUAAAGUUGUGAGGUCAAUAGUUUCUGGAUACCAUACCAGCAAAAGAACUACUCCUUGUAAUUUUUUUUUUUGAACCAAAAUGGAUUAGCUGUAUUUGUCUGGCCAUCCCAAGUGAACCAAAAGAGGCAACUUGGUGGCUGUCACUGGAUACUAUGGGGGCGGCCUUGCCAUGAUCGCCAUCGUGAAAUUGGGAUGGCCAGACGAACAAUGAAUAUGGCAGAACUACUGGUGAACUGGAUGGAAUCUUCUCCUAUCUAAUUGCGCCAUAUU